AUGGCUGCUUCUGAGCUUGCUGCCGUUCUGCCACGCGCCAUGGACACUGGCAGCGACGAUCGCUCCGAGCACUUGACGCUCGACCAGCUGCUCGACAUUCUGCUCGAUCAGCCUGCGCUCGAACAAGCGACGAGCACGCAGCAGUACCGCGGGCUCCUGCAGCACUACCAGAAGAGUCUGAUUGCGGCUGUCAAGUCGUACCUCGUCCUUCCAUCCAGUGAAGCCGCCACUUUGACAUUGCGGAUUGUGCAGCACUUUGUCGAGCAGCUGCCGCAAACGUUCGUACCUGACGACGCGACUGCUGCUAUUGCACUGCCUGUGACCGAGCUACCGCCGAUGGAUGUGCACCGAGCAACUCUUCAAAGCUUGGCUCAGUUUGCCCAUCCACCGGCUGGAUCCUCAUCCCUCAUGGUGGGGCAAACUGUGCCAAUUCCUCGCGACCAUCUGGAUGUCCUUGCCGUCUUGAUGGGCCGCUUGUUCACGGCGUUGGCCGAGCCUCAAUGGGGUGCGGUGGCUGACGAUCUCGUCAAUACUCUUGUGGCCAUCUUUCAGCUGCUUCGCAACAAGUGUCUCAUGCAUUUUCGACAACUGAUUGCCGAAGCCAUCGACAUGAUGGAUGAUCUCAACACGAUUCUGGACACAUUUUUGCAGCAGCCUGAUGAUGAGUACUCCGACUUGUGUCUUUGCACGUUUGCACAGUCUUGCGCGCUUCCAGGUUCAGGGCAACAGGGUCUCGUCAUUGAUCUUCCCACCACGGAUCACGCAAUCGCCCUACAAUGCGGCAUGUUUCGAGUCCUGACACGCAUCUCGCAGCACUCGACCCACUUUCUGGCCGAUUUUGCCCCGCGGCUCUUGCGCACUUUUUGCACCACUAUCAUCUCGGCGCUGAGCCCGUUGCCAUACGCCACUCCACCGUCCAUGUUCAGCCUUGCACUUGCAGCAGGGCACGGUCUGGCUGCGAUGAUGCCCGCGGCAGUCACGCUCUUGUCGCAGCGAGCUCUUGCUGUGAUGGUUGCUCGCGCCGUCAUCUUGUUAACACGACAAUGGAUUGCAGACUUGGCUCUUCCAUUGCCCACCCAGCCAGCCCCGUGUUGGCAGCUUAUUCUCACUCCUGCAGCGUCCGACAACGCAGGCCACGCGCGCUCGUCAGCCGCCGACACGCAGUCCUCAGCAGGCACGCUCGUCCACACCCUGCACUCCAUCCUCGUUGCCCAACCCAAUCUCGUUCUCCAAGAGCUGACUUCCGGCGAGCUGUUUCCAAUUCUAGUUUUCAUCAUUUGCAACGUUCCCGUCCUUUCUGACAGCCGUGCUCUGGCACAGCUCAAGAUGUCUUUGCAAGUGGUUGCUCCCUUUCUCGACGACCUGCGUGUGACAACUACACAGCUGAUCGGCCAGCUGGCACCUGUUGUCUGCGCUAGUCUCGUUGCGUCUCCGGGGAACUUUAGCGCUGACAAUGAUGCAUCUUCCCUGCGCAUUGCAGAGUUUGCCGCCCUCGCAUUGUCCGAGGCGUUCUCGCGGCUCGGUUCCAGCCUGUUCGUUCUUGCCCAAGAGCAUUGGUUGGUUUCGAGCCAACGGACGGCCGCGCAGCUUCUUGCCUCAUGCCUGGAGGUGGAGCAGGCAAUCGCAAGUCGCACCCUUGCUGCAGACAGCGACCUGACGAUUGGUCGAUCGCAACACAAACGUGUCCGGCGAUCCGAGCCUGAAGCGCACGACCACCACCAGCAGCGCAGUGCUUCCGUCUCACCGCACAAGGCUGUGUCGGAGCAGGCGUUGUCUGCGGCUACAGCCAACGGUUCUGUCGCUCUUGUGUUGGACCCCUCUGCCCCUCUUCUCGACCAAGUUUGCACCGAGCUCGCGACCCUUGCAGCUCGCAUUCAGUUGCAGCUCGGCGAGUUUCCCUGCCACCGCUCCCCCAGCAACAACAACGCCAACAACAACAGCAACAACGGUCCCACCGACGGCUUGCUGGCGCCUGUCUCGGCAUUCUUCCCGACAGUUCCAGUCGAGUCGGUACAAGCGGCCGCCAACGUCGAGUUGUUGUGCGCCACGUUGGCCGCGACUCCCCUUGCUUUGCCUUCCACAGCUCAAUGCUAUUGCGUCAUCAAAACUUGGAUGGCGACUCUUCCCGUGUUUUUAUUUAUUAUUCAGCAUGCGCGGGACGCCGAGUCAGAUAUUUUCAAGAGGGUGCCCACCGCUACUACCUCCCCUCUGCUGGAGUACACACGAUGCCAUACUCCGGCACAAUUGGCUCUGAGGCACGUCGCGUCGGCCUACGCGAGCACCGCGGGAAGCCUUGCUGCGAUUGUCAUUUCCUUGCUAGAUUCCAUGCGCAGCCUGGUUCUUGCGCAGCCGCAGCAGCCCGAGCUUCGAAACUCAAUGUUAUGGCUGGCCACGCUCGUGCCUCUCCCUCUCAAAUCAACAAUGCCGACAAACCUACCCGAGCCGGACGCGCAGCGCUGGAGCACUGAGCUUGCCAGGGACCGAGAGGGCCUGUUUGCCGCUUCCCAGCAUGUUCGAGAUCUUUUGACUCUUGAUUUUCGCCGACAGAGCCUCGCUACGCUGGAUACAGAGUCGUACUGGCCGUCUCGUGUUGGCAGCAGCAGCAGCAGCCAGCAGGGGAUGCACCUGCAGCCUGGCGCAUUCGACCUCGCCUUUUUGUGGCAGAGUGUGGUCAAUGCUGUGCUGAGGCUCGUGUGCGAUGCGCCAAUCGACCACUAUCCUGCCGUUCGGCUCGAUCUCGCUGCUCGUGCGGUGCGCUCGGCUGGUUUGCUGGCCGAGCGUUCCGCCGCUCACAGUGCUGCCUGCGAGGCCACCGUAGCUCUAGCGCUCCCGUUUGUGGAUGUUUCUUUGCGGCACUGGUGGCCCUCGCAUCCAUGUGUUGCGCCAACCGAUCCUCGGCGCUCGCCACUGCCAAUGCGGACUUUUGUCGCUUCCACCGCCACCUCCACCUCUGCAGGGCCAGCCACCAAUGCGACUCUGGCUGCCUCUCUUGCGUGUACGUCCAUUGCAGGCUUGCUCGAUGCACUGGGCGUUGUUGUUUCUGUUUGCACUGCAGCACCUGCCGCUGUUUGGACGGAUGCAGCGUGCACUGCGCCCUUCUCGGCGCUCGCUGAACGUGCAGCGUGCGCAAUUGGUCAGCUUCUCUGCGUGGUUGGUUCCGCGCCUCGUCCUGCACUUCGCGCAUCCUGUUUGCAGUUUCACGCAACUUGUCUCACCUGCGAGAAGCGCCAGGCAAAGGCGUCCAGCUCACGGUUGCGCCCAACCGCUCUUGGCUUGGCGUUGCCAUCUCGCCGCUCUGUCGUGCCGCCUCUGACAGCAAUUGCUCGUCUUCAGCAAGCUCAUGUUAUUUCAGAGGUGCUUUCCAAAACCAGACUGCAGGACCUUCUGACGCUUCUGCCGUUUGUCAAGCCGGCCUUCCCAGUGCACUUGCGCACGCACACGUUGCGGCUUGUUGUCUGCAUUCUGGAGCACGCCAACAUGACGCGUGACCACGAGCUGAUGACAAGCACGCUUGCAGAACGCCUGCAUGCGAGCGUGUCUGCGCCGUCUCCAGCCAAUUCCUCCACCACCACCAAUUCCAUCUCCGAUGUCUUGGCUCUCUCGUCCUUCGGUGCCGUCCUAAGCACAGUUCAGUAUGUGCAAGAUGAGUCCACUGACGUCAGAAUGGCCAUGAGUGAUGUCCUCCAACGCUUUGUGGCGCGUGCAUCACUGUUACCCGCGUCCUUCUUGCAUACCCAAAUGCAUCGGCGCAUUCUAACCGAACUCAAGGACGCCAAGCACAACAUCCAGCUCGCAGAGUCGUCCCUGCGCGACGGCUCGCAAGACGUCGACGCGCGAAUAAAGCAAACGCGACAUCGCGCCCGAGGCUUGAUCCACACCGUGGGCAAGCUCGCACAGGCAGCCGAGGGCGAGUUUCUGGUGGUUGCGCUCAUUUCGCUCGUCGAAUUUCUUUCCCACGAGGUGCCAGAGCUGCGCGCCACCGCCUACGAACAAAUAAAAACUGUCGCUGAAGCUAGAAGUGUUGCCGUCUAUGACUUGUUCAAGCCCUACAUGAAUCGAAUCGCAGUCAUUCUCAUUCCUGUGCUGGCCGGGGCUUGGACGAGUUCGAAUGCUUCAAGCGCGGUGACGGAUGCUGUCAACGGCGAAGUCACGUCCCUGUCGCUCAACGAGACCUCGCCGAUGAGUGCAAUCAAGCUGCUGGCAGAGCUAUGUGACACGACCCCGUCGAACUUCAUAUGGCAGGCGAGGCGUCACCUGCUGCCGGCCAUCGUGCAGCAGUGUUCGUCCGCAGCUUUGCACCAACUCAGCCAGCUUUGCGGUUCACACCCGAGCCUGGUGCUCGAGUCCAAGCUCCAGCACAUUCUGGCUCGCAUAUUUCUACUUGAGCCUCCGGAGCGUGACGAGGCCCGCAGGUUUCUGCAGCAGGAAAUUCCCGACGUUGUGACUGAAAACCAGAUGAUUUCCAGCUCUCUCGAAAGUCUGCUUCAUCAAACUGUGCUGCUAGUUGGCGAUGGUUUUGCGGGCGACCGUCUUGCCAUGAAUGGGAUGGAUCCUCAGCAGCUGAGCAGCAAGGCUAUCGCUGCUCUUGCCACGUUUCUGCAGUACGCUGCUGGCUCUGCACCGUCUGCACACAAUUCGACAACCACGAACGCCAAGUUGCGAGCGAGAAUCGAGCAAUCCAAGGCCUCCAAGCCCGACGAAAUUUUGGCCGCGUGCUUGUGCGACGAGCUCCUCUUUAUGCUCAUCACACGGCUACAAAAGCCGCUCAUCAAGCACAAUGAAGAUCCAUCCAAUCCAACCGCGCGGAGACGAGCACUCCAAGGCCUCAUCGCCCUCUUCCGAAUUGUGCUGCCAGAAAACCUACAGCCGUGCACGCCAAAACUCUUGUCCAUUUUGAAUGCAGUGACACGGGCUGCACAGACCCAGGCCGAGCUGGUGCUCGCCACUCGCGUGUGGGGCUACUUUCUGCAGUCACUCAAGCCUGAGUCUCUCUCUGCCGUGUUGCAACACGCAGUGUUUACACUUCUCACCAUGCUGGACGCAUGCUCUGUCGAAGUGGCGACCAUCCUCGAGCGCAUUGUGCUGCACCUCGCUCAGGGCUUUGGGCCAGCUUUGGGCAAGUUGUUUGUGCUGCUCUCGCCUGUUUCCCCAGUCUCAGAGUUGGAGCAAACCCACCCGCACUUGCUCUUUUUUGCAUCGUCGGCCAUUUCGGGACCUCGCCCUUUCGCGCGUCCCGGCUUGAACAAUCAUGCCGCAAGUGGCCGACGCGGAGGGCUUACAAACGGAUCGGCACCCGGCAACACUCUGGCCGCUGGUUUGGCGACCCCAUUCUCGAUGCAGCAAAACCGAGAAGCUGCGUUGGACGACUUUAUGACAACUGACGCCACGCAGCACACUCCUGCAGCUGCUGCAGCUGCUGGGGCCAAGGGGAACGCCAUCAGCAACACUGGCAAAUCUGCUGCCAGCCACCUCGACGCCGUCACCGCGUUGCUGCCAAAGGAAACCACCGAGCGACUCAAGGGCGUCUAUGCAGUGAUGCGAAGAGAAUGCGAGGCGCUCAAUCUGCACGUGGAUCGACACGCGCGUGUGCAGCUGCUUCUGCAGGGCGUUGCGCACGAGAAUGUGAUUGUGCGUGCUCGAGCAUUGGUCCGACUGCGCUCAUUUCUGGCGGCAGGCCAGCAUCUCGGCGAUGACAUUACGGCGGAUGCAGCCACCCUUGCCGAGAUGGCCGCGACAACGACGGAAGUCACGUCAUCUCGUGACAUUGCAUUGUCCCGCAUUGUGGCUGUGCUGAUGCAAGCCAGCAAGGACUCGAGCCCCACUGUCAGACUGCUUGUGGGCGAAUGUGUGGGAGCUCUCGGCGCCGUUGAUCCAGCGCGCGUCAGCAUCCCGACAUCCCUGUUUCGCUCCAAGCCAAACCUGGUCAGCUCGGCGGACGCAUCUGGCACUGUUGCUCCGAUUGCAGGGCGCAUAUCCGCCGCAGACGCCGUCAUCAAACUUCCCGAAGUGCCCUUCCGAGACGACAGCUUUGCGGUUGCACUUUUGAGCGAUUGUCUGGUGAAGGUUUUCCUCGGCGCCACGUCCGCGCCCAUCCAAGAUCGUGCGGCGUGUGCCAUUCAACAAGUGCUGCAGUGGUGUCGGCAACGCCUCUACCCCGACUCUGCGUCCGGCCUCAUUGGCACCGCGACGUGGCAAAAGCUGACGCCACAGGAUCGAAUCAUCGUCCAGCCCUACCUGUCAACAACCUACGUGUUCAAGUCCACACGCAAGCGCGCGCGGCGCAGUAGCAAUGGAAGCAUUUACCAUUCUUCGAUUGCCUACGCGGCUUGGGUCGGCUUUUGGGCGGACGAGCUCCUUCAGGCCAUCCAGCCAAUGGCGCCCGGCUUUGCCUUGCUUCAAGCAUGCCGCGGAGUGAUCAAGGACGACGUACAGACGGCUGUCUUUUUGCUGCCAACCCUUGUCGCGAACGUCCUGCUUUUCGGAAACGAAGCCAGUCAAAACGAGGUCAAAGUCGAAGCGCUUGCCGUCCUGAACGCUGCCGCGUCGUCGUCGUCUUCUGGUCCGCUGCCCGCGUCGCUGUCGAUGUGCGUCCAGACUUUGUUUGCCGCUCUCGAUCCAAUCCUUCUGUGGGUUCGAAAGAGGAGCAGCGGCCAUUGCCCUGAGCUCAGGCUCGACGAUCCAAACCUUGGAGAACGGCUCUUUGUGCACAUUGACAAGUUUCUUGCGGCACUUCCGCUCAAUCUGAUGUCCCACGCAGCGCGCGCCAGCCGAGACUAUGCGCGAGCGAUCAUGACGUACGAGCUUUAUGUCCAGCAAGAGGUUGGCACGGCGAGGGCGUCGAUGAUUGACGCUGCGAAAGCAGCGAAGGCUUCCAACCAAAGCGCAUUGGCGUCAGGCGCACCCGGCACCAGCGGCGGGACGGCGUCUUCAUCGACCUUGUCAACCUCGUCUGCCCUGUAUACUGUUCUGAACAACCUGCAUGGAGUGCCGAAAACCACGGUGCUGAUGAUGGACCAGACGUUGCAGAGCCAUCUGCCUCAGCUGCAAGAGUUGUACGCCGCUCUGGAUGCAGCUGACGAAUUGGCCGGUGUCAAUGCCAUCCGACUCAAUGCCGCUGGUAUCGAAGAAUUGGUGCUCGAGCAAGAGAGCGCGGGCGACUGGACUGCAGCGCUUUCCCUGCGAGAGCAGGCGCUUGGCGAGCUUCAUCGAAAAUCCUACAGCCAACAAGCCACUGCUGCUCCGGCCUCGUCCUUGGCUGAAUCCGCACUGAUGGACACUGACGAGCCGGAGGAGGAUGCGCCUGCACUGCACCCCACCAGCACUUCCACCCUGGCCAACAACGAGCUGACGGCGGCGGAGUUGACGCAGCAUCGCGGCGUUAUCAAUUGCUUGCUCAACAUGGGCCAGUUUGAAACAGCCAUCAUGCACAUCAACGGUGCGCUGACCACCCACCCAGAGUGGUGCAUGCCUUUAAAUUCGUACCGAGUGCAAGCCGCUUGGCGUCUGGCCGACUGGUCGGCGAUGGACGAAUUUCUGGCGGCUCCCCAGCAAACUUGCUUUGACGUGUCUGUUGGUCGAAUUCUCCAGCACUUCCGACGGUCUGAUGCGCCGAAAUUCUUGGCAGAGCUUGAGGCCACUCGCAAUCUCAUCAUGCCGGGCCUCGCGGCGGUUCGCAUGGAUUCGGGCUCGUACCAACGAGGCUAUCCGCUCAUUCUCCAGCUGCACAUGCUGACCGAAAUCGAGCAGUCUUUGCUUCCCGUUCUUCGCAUGACGGAGGAAAGCAUUGCCCCAACAUCAUCGACUGCUGCGACGGCGCUCGUCAAUGCGGACAGACUGCUGGAAAACUGGGAUGCUAGGGUCCGUCUCACGCAGCCUGGGUACCGAGCACGCGAGCCUUUGCUCAAUCUGCGGCGCACGUUGCUGUCUUUGCUCAUGGAUGCUCAAUCUGGUGGUGGUCAAAAGGCCUCGCGAUCGUUCAAGCGCAACUAUAUGAACGAGCGAGUUUCUCUGUCUGCUGCUCCUGCUCCUGCUGCUGCUGCUGCUGCUACCAUGCUCUCAGCAGCGAGCCAGCUACCGAUGGCCGUGGAUGUGCACCGAGAAGCUCGUCUAAUUUCCCAGACAGACAUUGGCGAAUGCUGGCGUCAAAGUGCCAAAGUUGCGCGACGGGCAAGAUUAUUCCAAACGGCUUCGCGUGCCAUUACACAUGCCACGGCUGUCGGCACGCCCAACAUUUACCUGGAAAAGGCCAAGGUGCUGUGGGCGCGCGGAGAGUUUCAUCAGGCUUUGAGCGGGCUGCAAAGGGACCGCUUCAUGGAGGGCUUACGUCUGCAAUCUUCCGCCAACUACAACAAGAGCACAAGCGAUUCCGCUGCGGCAUCUGCGGCCGAGCUGUUACUGCGCACCGUGACGAGCGACGACAAGCUUGCCGAAGCCAAGACGCUGCUCAUGGAGGGCCGAUGGAUGCAGCAAACGGCCCAGACGCAAGUCAACAGCAUUAUCGUCCAGUACAACAAGGUGGUUAGCAUGCAGCCGCGGUGGGAGAAGGGAUUUUUCUUCUUGGGCCAGUUUUAUCACGCCAUUCUAGAGUCGGAAAGCUUGCGAAUGUCCGGCUGUCUCCCGCACAUUCUGCACAACUUUAGCCAUUCGCUAAUGUACGGCAACGAGUACGUUUUCCAAUCUCUGCCGCGCAUGCUCUCGCUCUGGCUCGAUUUCGGCGCCAAGGUGUCUGAUUCGCGCAUGAUGGCGCUCGAGAAGGACCACAAGGCCGUCAUGGACUUGAUUGUCGAUGGUAUCGAGCCGCCAGAGAAACUCCCGAAAACCCCUCCGGACGUGCUGCCCGCGCUGACCCUUCACCGCCUCAAUGUCAUCAUGCGUCGAUCGGUCGACCGAAUCCCACCAUAUCUCUUCUACAUUGUGUUCUCCCAGCUCGUUUCGCGCAUUUGCCACUCGAGCACGAGCGUCAUGCGUGUGCUGGAGGCCAUCCUGCUUCGAGUCCUGCGAGCCUAUCCCGCACAAGGGCUGUGGUACAUGAUGGCCAUUUCCAAAUCCACGCAUAGGCAGCGGUCGACCCGGUGCCUUGAGAUUCUCAAGCGUUUUGCCACGCAGCCUGACGUUUCUGCCGAGGAGGCGACAACAACAAGCGCCGCUACUGGCAGUAUCGGUCGCGGUCGUUCCACGCCCAACCGUCACGUCGCUGCUACUGUUGCGCAGCAACAGUCAGGAGCUAGAUUGGCGUCAGUGUCCUUUGCUCCUCUUGUUCAGACGUACUCGACGCUAACCGACGCCCUGCUUCGGUUGUGCAACAUUGACCUCACGCGCUCCACCAUCACGAGCUUCUCCUUGGCCAAAUCUUGUCCAGAGCUGGCCGAGUUUUGCGGCGAGGAUGUGCUGUUACCGCUGCAGUCCUCGCUCUCGGCCACCCUGCCGCAGUCUGCAACAAUGUCUGGCACGGGCAGCAAUGUUCAGUUCUCGCCCUUUCCCGAUUCCACGCCAAAUGUUGUCAAAGUUGAAGAUGAAGUUGAGGUUCUCAGCUCCUUGCAGCGUCCUCGCAAGGUCACCAUUGUUGCAAGCGACGGAAAGCGCUACUUUUACCUGGCCAAGCCGAAGGACGACCUGCGCAAGGACUGCCGCGUGAUGGAGUUUAACACCAUGGUCAACAAGCUGCUCAAGCGCGAUCCCGACACUCGCCAGCGUCAGCUGCGCAUUCGCACGUACGCCGUCGUGCCGCUCAACGAAGAGUGCGGCCUGCUUGAGUGGGUGCAGAAUACGGAGGGCUUUCGGUUUAUUCUGCAGCGCAUCUACAAGACACGCAAGCAGUACACAUCUGCCUCCACUCUCUGGAAGACCGUGUUCAAUCCGCGUCGCGUCGGCGGCGCCAAUGUUAACGACCCCGCCGUUCGGGUGGUGCUGUACAUUAAGGAGGUUUUGCCGUGCUUUCCCCCCGUGUUUGGCGCGUGGUUUUUGUCCAUGUUUCCGGAUCCGCUGGCGUGGUAUGCCGCCCGUCUCGCGUACGCACGCACGCUGGCCGUCAUGUCGAUGGUCGGUUACAUUGUCGGCUUGGGUGACCGGCAUGGAGAGAAUAUUUUGUUUGACUCGAGCACUGGCGAGGCGGUGCACGUUGAUUUCAACUGCCUGUUUGAGCGCGGCAAGCAGUUCCAAACAGCCGAGCAGGUGCCGUUCCGGCUGACGCCCAAUCUUGUCGAGGCGCUGGGGAUGACUGGGUACGAAGGCGUCUUCCGCAAGACUUGCGAAGUGACCCUCCGGCUGCUGCGAAACCAGUGCGACACGCUCAUGUCUGUGCUCCGGACGUGCAUCUACGACCCGUUCGUCGAGUGGGGCAACAUUCAAGGCAAAGUGCAGCAGGCGCAUCGCGCCGGUGCCAACUCUGCUUCGACCAGCAGCGAAAAUCCGAACGAGGAGGCCCUGAAAACCAUCACCGCGAUUGUAAAUCGCCUGCAAGGACGCAUAAGCGAUUCCAUGCCGCUCUCCAUCGAAGGCCAAGUCGACGACUUGCUGCUGGAAGCGACCGAUGUGGUUAAACUCUGCCAGAUGUACAUUGGUUGGAUGCCCAUGCUUUGAAAAGGGGGGAGGGGUUUGAUUUUGGUUUUGGUUUUUGGUGUAUUGCUGCCACAAUACAAUCACCUUUUCACUGUGA
Molecule: messenger RNA, 10654 nt
Organism: Capsaspora owczarzaki ATCC 30864
Lineage: Eukaryota; Filasterea; Ministeriida; Capsasporidae
Exons: 6
Coding region: 1-10578 (3525 amino acids)
Biological process (GO): protein phosphorylation; DNA damage checkpoint signaling; telomere maintenance
Cellular component (GO): nucleus
Molecular function (GO): protein serine/threonine kinase activity; protein binding
Source: RefSeq, a predicted model, not a curated record